Melitaea cinxia (Glanville fritillary) is the source of this 2308-nucleotide messenger RNA. It is a transcript of the gene Nsun5, whose product is annotated as 28S rRNA (cytosine-C(5))-methyltransferase. The transcript has 6 exons. Gene Ontology annotation, cellular component: nucleolus. Gene Ontology annotation, biological process: rRNA base methylation. Lineage: Eukaryota; Metazoa; Arthropoda; Insecta; Lepidoptera; Nymphalidae. The record is from RefSeq and is a predicted model, not a curated record. Gene Ontology annotation, molecular function: methyltransferase activity. The coding region runs from base 110 to 2134 and encodes 674 amino acids.
AACAACAUAUCAAUGACAUUUAACUCGUGAUAAAAAUUUGGUUAUUGUUAAUUUUUGGUCAAUUAUGUGUUGAAGGUUAAUGCGAUUCAAUGUAUUAUGAUUGAAUACAAUGUUUGAGCAUUCAGUAAAGGUACCAAGACAUUAUAAAGUAGCAGCAAACAUUUUUAAAAAAGCUUUUACCGAAGGCGGCAGCGUCAAAAGUUUGUUGUACGACGAAAAACUUCGGCAUUUUAGAACAAAUGUGCUUUAUGCUCUUAUUACGGAAACUAUAAAACAUGCUGCCGAGAUAAAUAAGAUUUUUGAAAGUUGUCAAAUUUUGACGAAAGAACCGCGUUUAGAUCCGUGGUUGGCAAAAGUUCUUGCCGUAGAACUGCUUUAUGGAAAAAAAGCACUGCCAGGGAAAAGCAAACCUGAACAAACAAUAUUAUCUUACAAAGAACAGUUCGAAAAGAUCAAACCACAACCUCAAGAUGAAUCGAAUACAAAAGUUGUUCGCAGACCACGAUAUGUGCGUGUUAACACAAAUCUAUUAGCCACUUCUGAUGCCAUUCGAGCCUUUCAAGAUGAAGGUUACAGGUUCAUCAGAUGUACGUCCGGCUCAUACAACGACUACCUUCAGCAAAUUCAAAGUCUCACAGAAUAUGACUUCACUCAAGAUUAUCAUGUAAAAACCAUGUUUGUGUUUGCUCCUGGAACUAAGUUAUAUGAACAUGACUUGUAUUUGGAAAAUCAGAUAAUUUUGCAGGAUAAGGCCACAGCUUUAGCAGUACACUUACUAGCACCUCCACCAGGUAGUGUAGUAUUAGACAUGUGUGCUGCUCCUGGUAUGAAAACUACACAACUAGCAGCUUAUUUACGAAAUCAGGGAAAGAUUUAUGCAAUCGAAAGAAAUGAAGAAAGAUACAAUACUCUAUGUGAUUUUGUUGAGAGAACUGGGUCUAAAUGUGUAGAAACUUUGAAUAAGGAUUCCUUGGAGAUAAAGAGGGGUGAUUAUGAUGAUGUUGAAUACAUUCUUCUAGAUCCAAGCUGUUCGGGAUCAGGUAUGGAUCUACAUGUUCAUAACUACAUCGAUAAUACGAGACUAGCUAGAUUAACAUCACUUCAAGAAAAGUUCUUAAAACAUGCAAUGAAUUCGUUUCCAAAUGCAAAACGAAUAGUAUACAGUACCUGUUCACUCUUUCCUGAAGAAAAUGAGAGGGUUAUAACAAAUAUUGUUAAGGCGUCAAGAGCUAAAUGGAGGGUUCAAGAUGUAAAAGAACUUUUAAAAGACCAAUGGAAUAAUUUUGGUUCAGGAAUGUAUGGCAGUAUUGGAACUAGAUGUCUAUAUGCCAUUCCAGAUUCCGACUUUACGACAGGAUUCUUUUUAGCGGUGUUAGACAGGGAUCCUAAAGAUUUGGAAAAAUCUCAUGAACAUGAGAUAAAUGGUUCACCAUUAGCUGAAAAUAAACAAAAAAAUGGCAAAACUAAAUCUAAAAAUAAAGAUGGAAAUGUUAAAGAAACGGAAAUUAAUAAUGAUGGUGGGGCGGCAGAAAAAAAUGAUCGUAAGAAGGUUAAAAAAGAACGAGCUUCCAAAACAGAAGAAAGUGAUCAGAUGAAUAUUAAAUUAAAUAAUUUUGAAGAACUAAACAAAAAACGUAAAAAGAAGAAAAGAAGCAAGGAAGUUACAGACAUAGAUCAUAUUGAUCUUAAGACUAUUAAUACUGAAGUAAUGUGUGAUGAAAAAACUGAAAUUAAUACUGAAGUACCAGAAAAGAAGAAAAAACAUAAAAGAAAACAAAAUCCAACUAUAGAUGACGACAGUCAAGAGAUUGAGAGGGCCGAUGACGAAGUUAAUUAUAUUGUUCUUGAAAGUCCAACAAAUGCUAUAAAUUCUAUUGAAAAAAGAAAGAAAAAGAAAAAACCCAAAGUAAAAGAAGAGUCACUAACAGAUUUCACUACAGAUGAUAAAAACAAUGAUAUUUCUAAUAACAAAAAUAUCAUUGAAGUAAAUACCGAAGAACCUCCUGAAAAGAAAAAGAAAAAAGAAAAGAAACGUGAUAUUGAUGAAAAUACGGAAUCAGUAACAACGAAUUCUGAAACAAUUAUUGAAGAUUCUAAUAAAAAAUCAAAGGAAAAAAAAGGAAAAAAACCAUGAAAAUUAAUUAAAUAUCAAAGAAGUUAUUGACAUUUCUAACAAUAAGAGAAAACAUUUCGAAGAAUCUGUAGAACGGAGUACUAAUGAACUAAAUGAAGACAUGCGUAAAAAAAGAAACAAAAAUUAAUAAUAAGUUAUUGUUUUAUACUUUUUAAAUUUUAAUAAAAAGAAAUC